Messenger RNA from Ceratosolen solmsi marchali, 2059 nucleotides. RefSeq names its product trans-Golgi network integral membrane protein TGN38. The record is from RefSeq and is a predicted model, not a curated record. The coding region runs from base 323 to 1804 and encodes 493 amino acids. NCBI's taxonomy places the organism in Eukaryota, Metazoa, Arthropoda, Insecta, Hymenoptera, Agaonidae. The transcript has 5 exons.
CAAUUCUCGUGUAAAGUAAUUUAACUCGUAAAUAGUGAUUUGUGGUUAUACAUUUAUAUUUCAUAGAACUAUGAAAGACAUGUAGUGGAAGGAUUCUAGGAAAACUUCCAAUGUGAAACUGUAAUUAAACAAACCGGAAAAAUCCUGGGGUUUGUACGUGAAAUGCGUAAUGAAAUGUUACGUACUUCAAAUGAUAUUCAGUUUUUUGAUGGAAUAUUCAAAUAUUUAAACAUGACUCUAUUAUUGAAGUAGUGAUUUUACUUAGUUAAUAAUAAUAUAGGAUAAAAUAUAACCUCAAAUAAUAAUUACAAUUUUUAUAGCGAUGUCAGUAAACGUGAAGAAAACUAUGGAAACGACAAAUAUUCGCAAAUGUUUAACGAUCGCUUUUAUAAUAGGCUCGGCACAUUUUUCUACAGUCGCAAGUGAUGCGGUGGAGCAAAAAAUGAUUAUUGAUACAAUAAAUUAUUGUGAUGCGCUAACUGUUUUGCAUGAAUCAUCUUAUAUGAGUAAAUGCAGUGAAAUACCAUUUCCUACAACUUUUAAAGAAAAUGACAUUGAUCUGGCCCUGUGUAUGAUGAUAUUUGAUACUAUGAAUAAGAUUUGUCAAAAUAUUAUUUAUAAAGAAUAUAAAAUCACAAUACCAGACACAGUGAAGAAAUUAGAUGAUAGCAUAAGAAAAUUUGAACCAAAAUCUAGUGAUUAUGAUAGUUUUAUAGCCAAUCUCUGUAAGACAAUGGUCUCUGUAUUUAAUAACUGGGGUGCUUCGGAUGUUAAAAGUGAUCCUAGUGUAGAUCCUUAUAGUAAAUAUGUAAGUGGAAUUCUUUUUGAACAACACGAGUGUGGUUAUACUUGUCAUAAACCUAACAAUACAGUCAACCCUUUGUGUAUGAUUUUUCUGUGGUUUAAUGAAUUAUUGAGUAAUGUCAAAAGACCUAAAGCUAUUACCCUUAUAACUAAGAAUGUAGAAAACUCUGCAGUUACUAGUAAUAAUAUUAUACAUAAGGAUUUAUCAACUUUAGAAAAUACAAAGAAUAGUCAUAUUAGUAUUAUACAACAGAAAAUUGAAAAAAUUGAAGUACGUACUAGCCCGCUAAAUAAAGCUUCCACAAAGCGAACUGAAAAUAAGUUAUCUACUGAUUCAGAAAAAGCAGAUCAUUCAAAAGUUUCAAGUGUAAAUAAUAAUGAAUACUCGUCAAAAAAGGAUUCUGAAAUACAUACAAUGGAAGAUAAACAAAGAACUGGACCUAUUUUUUCUAUGAAAGAAAAGGUAAUCGUUAUAACUUAUAAGCCAUCGGAAAAUCUCAUGGAAAAUCCAAAUAAUAUUUACCAACCUGAAGAAAUUAAUUCUGAUAAAGUAUUAAUUUCUAAAGAAGAUCAACAAAUUAAAAAGAUAAAUCAAAAUAAAGAUGAUGAAGUGGAUGAGCACGAUGGUGGUAAUGAUUUAAAAGAAUCCAUAAGUAACAUAGAUGAUGAAAUGUUUUCAUCAAGAAAUUUUGGUGAUCAACAAGGUCUACCCCAAGAUAUCAAGAAAUCUUAUCCACCUUUGUCUGUAAUAAAAGAAGAAGAUGAAUCACAUUUUUUUACAUAUUUUUCAAUUAUUACUUUAAUUUGCAUCGGACUGUAUAUUGGUUAUCAUAACAAACAAAAGAUUUUAGCUAUGGUUUUGGAAGGAAGAAGAUCAAGAAGAGGUCGUAGUGGGAGUAGAAGAAGGCCAAGCACAGCAAAUUAUCAUAAACUUGAUUGUAAUUUAGAAGAGGCUGUGACAUCACAAUGCAAUUCUAAUGUUACUCAUAUCAUUUAUUAAUUUUAUAAAUAUACUAUUAAGUUUUACUCUCUGAAUUAGAUAGAUUAUGAGAAUUUCAGAUUAUCUAUAACUAUAAUAGUAUCUAUACAUUCGACUAUUAAUAAUAAAACAAAUUAUUUUUACAACUAAUAUUUUCACAUAAUGACACCUUAGGUUACACUAUUUUUAAUAUAGUCUGAAAUAUUAUGCUUGCAUUAUAGAUAAACAAUGCUAAGUAUUGUAAACCUUAUUUCAUAUUAAAAUAUAUACAGUUCA